GCUCAACAGCUCAACUCCUCGUCUUGAGAGCAAAGCACAAGUUCGAUGAAAGUCUACUGGCAAAGGGAGCUCGGAUGCGACUUUGAUUUAUAUAUGAGCUAUCUUGACUGAACAACAUUGUCCACGACAGCCUUAGCCAAGAAAUCGGCUUCCUCGAAAGAUGCAUACCGACGCAUGGGAUGAGUCCUGCGACUGGCCUCGACGUCUCCUACAUGUACCAUCCAUGACUUCACAUACAUGGGAGCCAGGUAACACCUAUGGAGGCCAGCCUAACCCACCAUAUAAUGCCCUGUCAUAUACGUGGGGAAGAUGGGCGCUCAAAGAUCUUGAUAAUUCCGGCAUCGAUAGCCUUCGAAUAAGCGGUAUUCCUUGGCAAACGCCACGUGUCAGGCCGAGCCACUUUACUGUUGAAGAGCUACUGUUCACAAUCAAAGCCGCAAGUGUGGAGGCCGGGCCAUUCUCAACCGAUUUUCUAUGGCUCGAUGUUGCAUGCAUCGAUCAAAGACCGAAUUCGCGAGAGAAAGCUAGUGAGAUAGGCAGGCAGGGAAAGAUAUUCAAACGAGCGCACAAAGUUUACGCUUGGCUUACAUCUUUCGACACAAAUUCGUUCGACAAAUGGCUGAGUUGGAGCAUCGAGGGUCUUUUCAUACCCUACUUGCACGCUAGCCGAGCAAGCAUAGCACGGGGACAAGUUCUGGCUACUACUGACAUUCCGGAUAGCUUACUGGAAAAGAUAGAUGAGCACAUCCAAAGGCUUGCUCGAGACCCUUGGUGCACGUCUCUCUGGACAUUGCAAGAGGGGUUUCUUAGACCAGACGCUUUCCCGUUGCUCAAAACUCCUCCAGAUCCUGACAGAGUUUUCCCGGAUCUUCAACACUCAGUUGAUUGGAUCGGUCAUAUUAUUGCCGAUACUCAACGCACUGGCCUCUCUCGAAAUCAAAAGCUCAGAAAGAUCCAAAAGACAGCAUUAGAGCUUGGAUUUAUCGGAGCCGGUCAUGGUCUCAAGAGGGAAAUCCAGAGCCACCGCCCCCAAGUGCUGGGCCCAACAGAGAAUCCAUUCCAUCUUCUCGCAUGUAGCACCUCGAGAAAGACGUCCCGCGAAGAGGACCGUGUUUAUGGUAUUAUGCAAGUGUUUGAUUUUCGCCUUGGAAAAUCUGCACCGGAAGAAACGCGCAUCAAUUUUACGAUUCAGGAGCUCAGGCAGCAGCUCGAGGAUGCUUUAGUCGCGAAGUACCCUGUAGCUAGCCAGCUCGUGAUACAGCCUAGCGACUGCCGACUAGGUGAAGCCUGGAUGGUGCAACCAGGCGGAGUGGUGUCAACUUGUGGAGAAGCGUUCUGGCGAGCGGUACAAGACGCCAACACAGUGAAAGUCUUGACAAAAUUGAGCAUAAGGCUGUUCAACGAUCAGCGUUGGGGGUUUUUCCAGGGACCAGUCUCAUCUUUCUAUACUUUAUCGCAGCGCUUUGAUGUUGGGGUAGACCUCGAUCAACGAUGGCGCGAAGAGAUGCUGGAUACCGCAGGAAAUGGAAUGGCGAUCUCUGAGGGGAGAACUGAGGUGGUUUGGCCUUUUCAGGAUCGCUAUAUUCGGUCGUUCCCAUCGGUACUCGAAUUAAACAACCAACACGUCAGAGCCCGUGCGACUGUCUACAGCUGGGUCAACAAUAGAUUUCCGGAGCUUGAAGUAGCUUUGUUGGGUGUCACUGUGAUGGAAAUCUUAGGGGAUCGACUAUUGGCUACGGCUCAUGGCAUCUGUCUUGAACCUUUGGAUAGGAGAAUUAGCCCGGCCAGUUUUCAGCGUAUUGGGACGGCUAAUUUCAGUUUUGAGAUAGGUUGUGGGAGCAGAGCGGGCGACAUAGCACAAGAAAAUGAUAUUUACGUGUCAUCUAGUGUUGAUGAGGAAAUCCAUAAAUGCAUGGAGUUGGGUGAGGGUUUGUUUGGGUAGGACCUGGCUCUACCAGAUGGUCCUGGGAAUUUCGUUAUCACUUUGAUCAUACCCCGGAAUUGACUGAAACGGAUAAAUGAGACAAAGGGUUUAGCACUAAACGGGGUAAUGCCCUAGCAGCCAGGAGUGAGAUACAAAGAUGUUGAAUAUAAGAGCCAUCUUUGAGCGUCAAACAGAUACAAUGUUGUUGUCAGCCUCACUGUGACCCCGCCUCUCCUUGAGGUGUAAGACACGUGCUAUUAUCUUUUCCAGCGCA
This is a messenger RNA of Aspergillus versicolor CBS 583.65, 2198 nucleotides long. RefSeq lists its product as uncharacterized. Bases 161 to 1942 code for a protein of 593 amino acids. The transcript has a single exon. The record is from RefSeq and is a predicted model, not a curated record. NCBI's taxonomy places the organism in Eukaryota, Fungi, Ascomycota, Eurotiomycetes, Eurotiales, Aspergillaceae.